Messenger RNA from Diversispora eburnea, 420 nucleotides. NCBI's taxonomy places the organism in Eukaryota, Fungi, Glomeromycota, Glomeromycetes, Diversisporales, Diversisporaceae. The record is from the annotation of a GenBank genome assembly.
AUGACUUCCGAACAAAAAUAUCCUGGUUACGAAGAACUUACAUCUUAUUUGACACGAAGCAGAGACAAAUCUUUCUGGAGUUUUCUACUCUAUUGUCGGGACGCGAUUGUUGCUACCACUUCACCUACUUCCCGCUGGUAUGACCUUGACAACUUCUGGUACAAAUGCUUUCUAGUAGAAGCAAAAGAGCUCUUAAACCAAAAUGACUUUAAUAAUUUAGAAAAACAGGUCAGUGAAGAUCGAAAAUGUUAUAAUUUUGAGGAUUACUGGAAUGACGUGAUUGAUGCAUGUAAAAUAAAACAAAAAAUCUUGGCCUAUGAAAAAGAAAAAGAGCGCAUUCAGCUUGAACAUUUGCACAAACUUAAUGAAAUCGAUAAAAAAAUAGAAAUGGAGAAUAUCGAAUUACAAAGGCAAACUUGA